UCGGACUGUGUAAAGAAGAAUUUAUGUAACGGAGCAGGACGAUGCUUGGCUGACAGUUGUGAACCUGCCGGAUUCAAAUGCGAAUGUUUUGAUAAAUACUGUGGAAAGUAUUGCCAAUGUGAAUGUUGUAAGUAAUGUAAUUUUUUCUUUUUUCAUCUGUUAUAAGAUGGAUUUCACUAAGCACAAUCGUGCAGAAGAUGGUUGUCAACCUGCAAAUAUCAGACUGAGAAAUUGACUGAUUUUUCUCUAUUUUAGAUGACUACGACAUAAAUUUCGAAAAAGCCACGGCUAACAACUUCAUUGAUUUGGGCACGAUAGACACGAACUUCAACGAGCUCACAUUCAGCGCUUGGAUCAAGUUUGAUCCAGGAUUUAUUAAAUACCCCCUGGUAUCAUACGUCACUGAGAACUCGAUAGAAACGUUCGCGCUUGGUUUCCGUUCAGAUAAUACGAGCGGAACGACAAGAGAAGAUGCAAGCGGGGAUGCAAGCGGGGAUGCAAGCGGGGAUACAAUCGGAUAUACAAGAUUGGAUAUAAGCAACGUUACAAGCAAUGGUACAAGCAGGGAGACAAGCGGGGAAACAGACAGAAGGACAAUCGCGGAAUAUUUUGGAAAUUUGUUUGGUCAGCAUGUUAGGUAAGACGUUUGAAGCACACCAAUUAGUCAUAGUAGGAUUCGUCAAGUAACAACACCCUAUACACUCUCAAGCAACAGUAACAAGCUUAACUCUUACAUGUUUUUUAUAGAACAAUUACCAUACCUAUAAAUGAUGGUUACUGGCACCAUGUGGGAUUUGCGUGGUCUGGUGUUACCGGCGAGUGGAUCUUACUUAUUGAUGGUGUUCUUUGGGCGACCAGAAAUGUUUUCACAGGAAAGACAAUACCAUCAGGUGGUGUGUUAACCAUCGGGAAAAUUAUAGACAACGGAGUAACUUACCAUUUAGUUGGAAAAAUAAGUCGUGUGAAUUUAUGGAGCAAAGCAAAGACCGGUGGUGAAAUUGAGGAGAUAGCCAAAAGUCCUGGGUCAAGAGAUGGUGAUUUGAUCAGUUGGUUUACCUUAAAGGAUUUAAUAUCUGAUCUAAAAAUCAUUCGUCCGUCUAAGGCAGCUUUUUCAGGUUGGAUUUAAUGAGAAUAGUUUCUGAAUAUAAAGUGUAUUAUAUAUCAUACUAAGUUCUAAACUGUUCUUCCUUGAGGCCCAGUAAGGGAAGAAAAUCUGAACUACACCAGAUAGCUUUAUUUAUACAUGAUGGCUCUAUCAGUUCUAAACUGUUCUCUUUAGAGGUCCGGUAAUGCAUGGGUAUUCCUUAUUGGUCCAUUAUUAUUAUUACAGAGGAAAACCAGAGUACCCCGAGAAGGCUUGCGAUAUGUAAUCGGCAAACUGGAAUCACUUUUCUCACACGAGGGCCGAGGCAGAUUAUAAGCAGACAACCAUAGCAUGAUUUAAACCCUGGAAACAAACGUAAAAGUCAAAUGCAUUAAACACUGCGGCACUAAUACCACCUUCACAUUUUAAUCAACUUAGGUAAUUCGACGAACUACGAUAUAACUCUACCACUAGCGAUCGUGAAUUAUCCAGGACCAUCCAAAACCAUGAACUUUUUGUCAAGCUGUCUUUGGUUCUGUGGUAAUACGGGCAGUGAAAAUACAAGGAUUUUUUCCUAUGAUGCCUUGAACUCAUUUGUAUUUGGCAUCAGUUCAGGAACCUCAUUGACUUCCAGAAUUAGUGGUUUUUCUAGCAUCAGGUGAGUCUCGCCAUUUGGAAAUUAUUUUGGGUGACAUAUGUGGUUAGAGCGCUGCUCUGCCUCUUAUCUGGUUAGAGCGCUGCCCCUUAUCUCUGAAUUGCUCUGCUACUGUAGGUCGAGAGUAAGGGAUUUAUUUAGGUUGUUUAACUUUCCCAUGUGGACAACCACACCUUAUUUAAUCUAUUAUCAUUAAUAUUUCUAUCUUGUUUUGGUUAUAUAUCACUUAUCUUAUGCCAUUGAGUUAUGGGCUUUGCAAGGCUCUUCACACGAUCUUGCUCUCUUGGAGGGUGUUCAGAGACGAGCAACUAAAUUCAUUCUCCAAGACUCUGACAUGUAUCACCCAAAGCAUCGUAAGAAACUAAAUUUGCUUCCAAUGUCUUAUUGGCUGGAAAAGAACGACCUGCUCUUCUUUUUCAUGUGUGUUCAAGAUCUUUUCUUUUGUCACUUUCUCUUCGGAAUCUCAAAACUUACCUAACCUUUACAACAUUUCUCUCUUUUCCAAUUAUCAACAGGAUUGUUUUCCUUUGGAACAAUCUUCGAUCCCCAUUCAUAUCCUUAAAUGUAGUUCUAUUUCCUCUUUGAAACACAAUCUUUAUGCUCACAAUUUUUCAAACUUGAAUCGACCUUUGAUUAAAAUAGAUUGCGAACGUUCACUGAAAGUGUCGUUCUCACAACUAAAGUCGCUGUUCUUGAGGAUUGUGUUCAUUUCUUUUACCAGAACUGUUGCAAGUGGUUUCCAACGAUGGCAUUUUCUUUGUAUACAAUGGAAUGGAAUUGAAGGAACAGUCACAUACUUUUAUGACGGCUACAGAGCUAAAAUCAAAGUACAAAACGAGAUGUUGAAAACACAACUACCCAAAGGAAAGAAUUUUAGCAUUGGUUUAAGCGAUGAAAUAGGGACGCUGACACAGCUGAAUAUUUGGGAUUAUGAAAUAGCAGCGAGUAAUGUUAUAGCUAUGUCAUCAGGAGGAUUCAAUGUACAUGGAAGUGUGCUGUCUUGGAGCAGCUUGGCGAAAUAUGCCCCCCAUGCAAGAAUCAAUUGGAAUACUGAGAUCUAUCUGCCAGGUAAGGCGAUCUAAUGGAUUCUUUGGAGUCACGUUGCGCCCUGCAGAACAAACUGGAAAACUUUGUAAUAGUCACAACAUUUCCUCGAAUGUUUUUCCGUUUGCAGUUUGCCCACACCAGUCCACAUUGUUGCCGGCCUGAGUUUUGCCUCUCAAAAGGAAGGACUAACCAUGAAACUGCAUACUUUUUGUUCCCCAAGUGUGAUUGUUUUCCGGUUUGUUCAUGUUUGGAAAACAUGGCUAAGAAAUAAUUUUUCCUGGUUUAUCCUUUAUGUGGAAACCUGGCUAUAGGUACCACAACGUUUUGAUCAUAAUUCUCUCAUUCUGUUAUCAAGGUUUUACAAUUUUGGCAAGGAGAACGAAGUGGUGCAAUGAUCAAUUCCCUGGCGCGUCGUGCACAGGCGAACUUCUUGCAAGACUUGGUGGUUAUCCUCCACGAACGAACAUGAAAUGGCGAUGUUAUUGUCCAUCCUCACUGCUGGGCGCAAAAUUCACUUAUGAUUUUUCCACAGAAAGUCCUUCCUAUCAUUAUGGCCACAGCUCUCUUAUUGUUCUUAACUAG
This is a messenger RNA of Paramuricea clavata, 3368 nucleotides long. Lineage: Eukaryota; Metazoa; Cnidaria; Anthozoa; Malacalcyonacea; Plexauridae. The record is from the annotation of a GenBank genome assembly.